UGGGCCAUCCGGCCCGACAAUAUGCGAUCGCCCAGUACACUUCCUCCGACAGGUUUCGAGCUCCCUUCUUCGUCUUCUUCUGAGGACCUUAAUGAACGUUGGAGAAUGGCUUCCAACACGAGCGCCACGUCAUCAUCGUCUCCGUCGACGGCGACCGCCGGGUCGCCCUGCGGGAAGCGAGCGAGGGAUCCCGAGGACGAGGUCUAUGUCGACAAUCUGCAUUCCCAUAAGCGCUACCUCAGCGAGGUAUCGAUUCUGUUCAUCCGGAAAGUUCGGAAUUUUAGAUGCCGCGGCUUCAUUUCAACUAUCAUGGCUUCUAGCUUGAAUGGAUUGACGGUGGGAGACCCGCUGUCCGAAAACCUGAUGGAAUCCCCUGCUAGAUCGGAAAGUAUGUUUUAUCUGAGGGAUGACAUGUCCUUGCAGUACUCGCCCAUGUCUGAGGACUCUGAUGACUCCCGGUACUGUGAGACAGGACCUGCCUCUGAGAGCCUCCCAACGAGCCCAGUCUCCUCUCCCCAUAGAACGCAGAGACCAUUGAGUGUCUUUCAAUCAGUUCCCCCCACUACUGCAUCAUCCUCUACAAGUUCACAGUCUCGCCAACGGGGCUCUGACUCCGAGGGUAGGUUCCCCUCCUCUCCCAGUGAUAUAUGCCACUCAGCUGACCUCAGGAGAGCUGCCCUGCUUCGGUCGGUACAGAUGAGGACCCAGCCCUCAGCACCUUCAGCAUAUGACUUGCACUUUGGUUCAGUUCAGGAGUCAGUUUCCAAUGUAGAAGCUGAUGACCGGGGAGGCCUGUAUAUGAAGUCUCUAGGUGAGGAAAAGGACUAUAGGGCAAUGGAUUAUCCUUCAAUCUUGGGUAUGCCAGGGGAGGAGUUUAACCGAGAAAAGUCUUGCUUGGAGUCUGACAUUAACAGUAAGAGGGAUGAAUCUCGGACUUAGCUAAAAGCUUUGAAAGCCAGCAUAGCCUUGGAAAUAACUAUUGAAGUUGGUUUCUUUUGGAUGAUUUUAAGUUUGUGACCUCAAGUAUCUCUGGCAAAGGAAGAUACUAUUGAGGAAUGGUGGCAUGGAUGUGUCUGGUCACGAAUUUCUCCCAGUAACGGUCAUGGACAGCUGUAUGAUUGAAAAAUUGGAAAAAGAAGCUGUUAAAUCAAAUGCAUGAACUCAUUGGGUUAGUUCAUCUUGGGUGCUUUCAAGGAUGCAGAGUUUCUUGACCGGUAGAGAAGUGGUCGUCUUUAGCUUUUCUGAAGUGAUUACGGGAUCCUCAAUGUGCAAGUUGACACAAAGGUGCAUCCCAAACGACCUGGUAGUGGCAGUGCUUGUGUUGAUAUAGUCUGUGGGUGAUGAGACAGAUUACUGGAAACAGAAAACCCUUCAAUUUCGUACAUGUUUGUGCAGAGUACAAUAUUAAUAAGUCCUGACUAGACGAGGAACAUCUGGUAAAAUCUGCCGAACCCAGUAUUUCUGAGAGUCAAGCUGCUUCUGGCAGACUCUCAGAGACAGUUCCUGCCAUCAGGGACCAUAAAUCAAGGGUAUAAGCUUGCUGGUGGAUUGAUAUAUUGAAGGAUUCCUGCUGACUGUUUCGGUCCACAUGGUGGAGGAGGCCAUGGAUCGGAUUGCUCCCUAACCUGUUUCUUGUUCUUGUAUGACGACGUGGCAAAGCUUAUGAUUCACAAACUCAACCCAUCCUGUAUAUUUCCCAACUCUUGUGGGGAAGAUGGCCUUGUUGUAACAUAUAUAUGGAUGUAAUGGUCUUUGAAUGCGAGUCGACAUGAUAUGCAGAUCAUGUUAUGCAUGUCCAA
Punica granatum (pomegranate) is the source of this 1799-nucleotide messenger RNA. NCBI's taxonomy places the organism in Eukaryota, Viridiplantae, Streptophyta, Magnoliopsida, Myrtales, Lythraceae. The record is from RefSeq and is a predicted model, not a curated record.